AUGAUUGAUGAGCAGCUGGACUUCGGACACACAUCAGAUCGGUGGAGCUUGGACAAAAUUGGGCUGGGGCGGUUGACGGGGAAGAAGAGACCAUCGAUCCUCAUCACAGGCGGUGCUGGGCAGCUAGGUCAAGCAUUAAUACCUCGGCUCACCCAGGACUAUACCGUUUAUAUCCUGGACAUCGUUCCUGUCCCCUCUUACCUACCCUCCGAAAAUGUCGUCUAUCACCGCGGUUCCGUACUCCCCUCAUCACCCUCUCUCCGCACCCUCCUCUCCUCUCACUCAUUCGAAGGCAUCCUCCACCUCGCAGCCAUCUCUCUAGACGCAUGGUGCGCACCAAAAGAGGCAGACUGCCUCGCAGUCAAUGAAGGCGGCGUCAAGACCGUCAUGAAACAGGUGGAAGGGAUCGCUAGCCGUGCCGCUAAGAGCUGGCGGAGUACGCAAGUCCCUUGGGUCGUCCUGGGCAGCUCGAUGGAGGUGUACGGGGACGGCGAGGGGAUCGUCGACGAGGUCACUGAGCGCAAAGCGGGCAGCGCGCUUGGUCGGACCAAGGCGAAGGGUGAAGAGGCGUUUGAGGCGGUCUUGUCAAAGCAGACGGGCAAGAGUGGGGUCAGGGGGAUGAUUUUGCGCUUCUCGGACGUCUAUGGCUACUCGCACGAGUCCAGUAUCCCCGAAUCGUUCGUCCCCCACCUCGUUGGAAACGCCAUCACCUCCAUGCCAAUUCAGUACGACUCGGAUACCGCCCCGAUCGACCUCCUGCACGUCGACGACGCGGUCGACGGGGUCCUCAAGGCCAUUCAGCACCUCAAGGCGGGCGGAUCAGCCGGAUCUACAUCCGUCAACCUGGUCUCUGGCAAGACGUGGGGGAUUGAGCAGGUGGUAGAGCGGGCUAGGGAGUUGACGAACGCCAUGUCGCCUAUCAUGGAUAUCGGGGACCACCAGACUUCGGUCGCCACUUCGCAAUACCACAAUGCAGUCGCCAACUCCCUCCUCGGCUGGUCACCUACCAUCACCCUCCCCGAGGGCUUCACUCGGACAUUCCAGGAACUCACCUCGGCCAUGCACUCCUACUCCCUCAACUACCUCCACGGCAACUGCGCUCCUUCCGCCGAGUUCCCCGCGCCUGACUCCCACCCUCGGUCUCACCCCGCCGACGAGCGCAACAAGCACCUUCAGAAGCUCGAGGGAUGCCUCGUGCAGGUCGCUUUUGCGCACGACGAGUAUCUGCACCACAUGAAGUGCUCAGACGGGAAGCACUGCAAGGCGGAUGGCGAGUACGUUGCGGGAUAUAAUUGGAACGGGACAUUCUGGAUCAUGCACGCUGCUGGGAAGGGCGAGAGGAAGGCCCGGGUCAGCUUUGAGGAGGAGAAGGGGAUGGGAUGGUUGGGCGCGCCGAGGGGUCUCAACGGGCAUGCUGAGGUGGGCUGGGAGCUUGUCGAUGAGGAUGACAUGAGAUUCGAGACGGACUUUGACAUGGAGGUCGCUCGUGAAUCCAGUGCUCUUCGCCUAACUUUGCCUGCUGCCAACAAGCAAGUCCACUCGGUCGCCAACGUCUCGAGCUCCACCACUUGGUUCGCCCUGGAGGACGCCAACCAUCUCGGAGGGGACCGGUUUGACAUGCGCAUCAAUGUGGUCUGCUGCCCUACUGAGGGGAACUGGCCUUUGGUUCUCGAUGAUUACGAGUCAGCGGACGUCCACUUUGGCCAUACCGGCCAGAUCCCCGCCAAUUCGUCACACCGGGCUCACACCUGUCAGCGCGCCACCGAGUCUGCUCGUCACACCAUCAAGCAGCUCCAGUCAUUCGCCGAGGCCAAGUCGGCUCCCUCCUCCUUCAGUAGCGUAUCGGGUAACACCCUAUCGCUCGUCGAUCGUCCUCACGACUGGGCAGUCCGCGACUUGCCUGCAUGCUGGAACGACUGCUCCGCGCCCGUCAUCUGCGUCCAGACCGGGUCUUGCCGCUGCGUCCGGGCCGAAUGUCCUUCCCGGCGCGAGAACCCCCUCUUGGCUCUGAAACACGUCGAGAAGCCCAAGGUCUCGUCCCCGUCCAAGCUCGGCGCACUCCAGGCCUACUCGCCCAAACUCGUCGAUAGCGUCAAGAAGCUGUCCUUCGAGGAUAUGCUCCUCCCCGCUGCUCGGUCGUACCUCGCCAAACACCCCGAGUUCAUCAAGAUCCACGUUCUUGACGGGUACGAAGGCCAGGAGGCGGUCGAGGCGGCGGAGUGCCACAAGCUGGGGGACAAGCACUGCUUCUCGGCCGAUAACGUCCUCUACAAGGCGAUGCGGUCGAUGCAGGUCUCGGCGGAAGAGGCGGAUCUGAUUAUGCUGCCCGUGUAUCAGCAGUGUAAGGGGCAGCCGUUCAUGCUGCACGACCUGGUCGGGGAGGCGAAGAGGCGGGUGCCGGGUGUCGAGGAGAGGACAAAGAAGAUGGGGAUGGUACUCACCCACGACUGGGGAAUUUGCGGCUCGUUUGCCUGGGAGGUCUGGUCGGCUCGUCAGAACGAACUCAAACCGGACUGGCCGCUCAACGACGCGAUCGUCAUGGCCGUCAUGGGCGAUUACGACUCGCCCUGCUACCGGCCACACCAGGACGUCGUCAUCCCUGCUCGGUCCUGCCGAUCCAACGCCCUGCGCGAGACAUUUGGCGGACUCGAAAAUGUUCGGCCGGCGCAUGAACGGACAAAGCUCCUCACAUGGGCCGGAACCGCAUGGGGAACGGGCAAGAGCGAUCGGAUGCGCUUGACGUGCAGCCGAGGUGGUGCGGGAGAGAAGGAGCUCGUUAAAGGGGCAGGACCCCAGAGCGUCUUUUACAGUUGGGACUAUAUGAACGAGCUGGCGCAUGCUCGUUUCUGCCCCCAACCGCGUGGAAUUGCUGGCUGGUCCCCACGUACCAACGACGCAAUCUACGCCGGCUGUAUCCCCGUCAUUAUCGCCGAAGGCACCCAUUUCCCCUUUUCAAACUUUCUCGACUGGACGAAAUUCUCAGUCCAAGUCCACCCGACCGAUCUGGACCAUAUCGAGCAGAUCCUCGGUGCGAUCCCGCUCGAGCGUGUCGAGGAGCUCCAGGCGAACCUCGCGAUGGUGCGCGAGGGAUUCCUCUAUUCGACGGAUGAGGAGCCAGAGGCGGAGACGAGACGAAAGGGACCGAUGUGGUUUGCGAUGCACGAGGUGGGGAUGAGGAUGAGGACAAAGUACCCGGCGGUUGAGGUGCAGGCGGAGGUGGUGGUUUAG
This is a messenger RNA of Dioszegia hungarica, 3228 nucleotides long. RefSeq names its product exostosin family-domain-containing protein. Bases 1 to 3228 code for a protein of 1075 amino acids. Lineage: Eukaryota; Fungi; Basidiomycota; Tremellomycetes; Tremellales; Bulleribasidiaceae. Gene Ontology annotation, molecular function: glycosyltransferase activity. The record is from RefSeq and is a predicted model, not a curated record. The transcript is spliced from 6 exons.